AUGUCUGAAGCAAGACCCAUCUCCCGGGACCCCUUUUCUGAGACCCUCCUGUAUGAGCAGCUCCGGGAGCCCCUGACCGUGGAGGUCCUUGGCCUGACCCAUUCCGGGGAGGACCCUGACCCCGAGGAGGACCCAGAUCCUGUGGAGGACUUUGGUCUCAUGGAGUGCAUUGAGGGCAGUGACGAGGUGGCCCUGCGGCUGGCUUGCAUCGGGGACGAGAUGGACCUGUGUCUUAGAAGCUCCCGCCUGGCCCAGCUGCCUGAGAUGGCCAUGCACAGCCUGGGUCUGGCUCUCACCUAUGACCAGACAGACAUCAGGGGUGUCCUGAGAAGUUUUGCUGACGGUUUCACCCAUCUCAGGGAGAAUGUAGUAAGGUUCUGGAGAUCCCUGGUCCCCGGGCCCUGGGUGUCCCCCGGCCAGGCGUGCGAACAGGUGCUACUGCUGGUGCUGCUGCUGGGGCUGCUCCUGGGUGGGGGGCUGCACCUGAUGCUCAAGUGAGGCCGAUGACGCGGGUGGGGCUGGCCCCCGCCCUCGACCCCGCCCUGGAGGUGGAGGCCUGUUGCUUUUGUCUUUUUAACUGUUUUCUGAAGAUCCCUUUUAUAUUUAAACUCUGAGAUAGUGCUGGGACACUGCUGCGGUUUUGUACUUAGUUUUUGGUUGUUGUUUUUUUCAGUUUUUUUGUAAGACAUGAAUUCAUUAUACUGUGUGUUUAGCUGCCGCUUCUGAGGCCUGGCUGGACCUGCCAGGAGGCGGCCUUACCUGGAUGAGAAGGGUUCUUCCACUCCUGCCGGUUGGUCACACACUGGGCGGCGGGGGGAGUGCUGGCCGCACCCCCGUGUCCGUGAUGCCCUCGACAAAGAAUCUACUGGGAUAGAUUUCUGAGGAGCAGGGAGAGCGCAAUAAAAUGUUGGUUUCCA
Molecule: messenger RNA, 917 nt
Organism: Carlito syrichta (Philippine tarsier)
Lineage: Eukaryota; Metazoa; Chordata; Mammalia; Primates; Tarsiidae
Gene: BIK
Product: BCL2 interacting killer
Exons: 4
Coding region: 1-498 (165 amino acids)
Biological process (GO): apoptotic process; apoptotic mitochondrial changes; male gonad development
Source: RefSeq, a predicted model, not a curated record